Messenger RNA from Tetranychus urticae (two-spotted spider mite), 2653 nucleotides. The record is from RefSeq and is a predicted model, not a curated record. Lineage: Eukaryota; Metazoa; Arthropoda; Arachnida; Trombidiformes; Tetranychidae.
UUAAAUUUGAAUUUUGCUCUGUUUAGUAUUCAAUUGCUAUUAGAAUCACUGUGGUCUCUUUUUUUGUUAAAUAUUACUUUUAAUUUCGUUUACACCAUGGAGUUAUUGAAAAUUCAUCAUGAACAUUUCUUCAGCAAAGGAAUCAGAGUGGAUGGACGAAAAUUUAAUGAAUUUCGUGAUUUAUUAGUGAAUAUUGACUCGAUUGAAACAGCCGAUUCAUCCAUUGUUGUCAAGAUAGGAAGUACUACUGUAAUGUGUGGUAUCAAAGUUACUCUAAAUGAAGAUGUGAAAGCUCUUGAAUCCGUUAAUUAUAGUGAUUUGAUUGACUUGGAAAUAGCUCUACAUCCACUGGAUGAAGAUAAAGGAGAACGAGAAGAAAUAAACAGUUUGCUGGUUAAGCUAAUCAAGGGUAAUGUUUUAUUUGACCAUAAACCAUUGAUUUGUGAAGAUGAGGAUGGUGAAAGGCAAUAUUUAACUCUAAACAUUGAACUGAUAUGUCUCAAUAAUGAUGGUAAUGUUCUUGAUGCCUUCAUAAUAGCUUUUCUGGGGGCCAUUAAUUCACUAAAAUUUCCCGAUUACAAGAGUAUAUGUGACGAAAAUUUACACCCUCAACCGACAAGCAAACCUAGCAGAAACAAUGCUGAAUAUAAGCGAUUAAACGUGCUGAAGUUUCCAAUCAGCAUAACCGCUGCAUUGAUGUCAAAUGGUAAUGUUCUUGUAGACCCAAAUCGUGAUGAGGAACAAUUAGCAACUGGUCUAAUAUCUAUAGUAUUUGACGUUGCAACUGAAAAAAUUAUCAUGAUUGAGAAGCAAGGAGGCACUCCAAUGGAUGAUGUCAGUCUGUUAAAGCACAUCUCAUUUUCAAAGUCGAUGGCCACUAAAUUUUUUAAAACGAUGCCGAUACUUCAAUCAAAAGGUGAAGCUAUGGAAACGUGAAUUACCUCAUCUCUUUAACUGAAGCUGCUUUGUGUUUGGAUUUCUUGUUAGAGAACAGUUCAUAAUCUCUUCUCAUUCUCUAUGUUACAAGAUGAUUCAAGUAUCGGUCUAACCUAUAUGCAGCUGUUAUGAUGUCCAUCUAAUUUUUUUCUCUUAUGGUCAAGCUUCAAAGUGUUACAAAGAUUGAAGGAUUUUUCUCUUCUGCAAAAGGUGUCAUAUGAUGACUACUUCAAGAUGGAUUAUUAUUGAGAAUUGUGCAAACAUUAUGCAAAAAUGACGAGUCCAGCAAUUAAAACUGACUUUUCAUCAUUAUUAUGUCAUCUUCAUUUGACCAUCGUUUUUUACUGUGUGUACAAAAAGAAAUGACCUCAUCGUAUUUGAUAUCAUCACUUAUCUUGUAGUAAACAAUGUCCACAGUCUGUCUGGAGCUGGUAAAUAAUCUCUCUCUUUGGGUUGAAAGGGAAAGUGAUAUAUGGAAAGAAGGGGUCCAUUUUGAGGAUAAAAGAGGAGAAGUGGAAACAAGCUAAACUUAUUUACCAGGAAAAAAAACUGAAAGCCAAGUAAAACCGAAAGGGCAAAGAGAAGUGUUAGAGAAAGUAUAACUGAUCGUGUGGAGGAGUUAGAAAGAGUAGGAGGAGGACAUGGCGAUGGUCAUCUCAUUAUAACUGAAACCAUUGAAUCGACAGCCGUCGGUUGAUCCAUUGUAAGAACUGAUUUAAUAUAAAUAAAUGGAACGCGAGACUUCACAGACAAAAACAUGAUUGACUGACCUCGACUCACUUUGUGUCACUUAAAAUGUACAGCAGUGAAUGGGCUAAUUCCUCAGAUUGUACUGAUAUUGGAUGAGUUGAAUUUUGGCAAUCGGUCAAAGGAUGGUCAUUGUAAAGAGUAAAAAUGUGAAAAAAGAAUCGAAGGACAAGCAAUCAACAAAAAAAUGGAAGCAGGAAGAGGAGGAAGAAAAGCAAAAGAAACAGAAAAGUUAUCCUUUCUCUUUGGCCGAAAACAAUCGUAAUAACAUAUUUUAUGUAUUGAAUGAUGUCCAAAUGAAGCUGAUAACCCCAAAGUGAAACUCAUUUUUCCCCUUUCCAUACUAUUAACCGUUAGAGAAGUCCAAAGACUGGGAAAAGAAAGAAAAGAAGGAAAGAAGGAAAGUCUAUCGCCCAAAGUGACCAUUGGCUGCAUCCGUUUUCAUCAACUAUCCCAAUAUUAUUUUCAAGCCAUUUUUUCGGUAACCCAAGAAAAGGGAUUGGACUCAUUCAAUGAACCCUCUCUAUUCUCUUUCGACACACUCCAUCAUCAUUGCCACUCUAACUGUGUAUUUAUCCUCAUUGCUGUUUCUCCUUUUUUUCAACCAUUUUUGAUAUGUUUUACUGCUCACUUCAACUAUUUCCUCCUUUGUCUUUUCACCAUUUUUUUUUGUGCAUAUCAAAGUCAACUGAAUAUAUAUACAAAUGUGAAUGCAAAAAACGAUAAUGAUUACAUGUAAUCAUUCAAAUGGCAUAACCCAUAAAUAUAUAACAUUCCCUUCUUUAUUGUCAAGACGGUUGUUCACUUACACAGAACUGUAAUGAUGGUGAUAUUGAUGGCGAUGAUGAUGAUGAUGAUCUCUACUCAUCUAAUGGUUUAUUUUUUGCUGACUUGCAAGCAAAAAACAAACCUGGUAAAGUUGCUACAAUAUGUGUAAUACCUAACCUAAUAAAGCGUCUGUUUUUGAUAA